Messenger RNA from Ornithorhynchus anatinus (platypus), 2635 nucleotides. RefSeq names its product tyrosyl-tRNA synthetase 1 (gene YARS1). Gene Ontology annotation, molecular function: ATP binding; tyrosine-tRNA ligase activity; tRNA binding. The record is from RefSeq and is a predicted model, not a curated record. Gene Ontology annotation, biological process: tyrosyl-tRNA aminoacylation. The coding region runs from base 205 to 1791 and encodes 528 amino acids. The transcript has 13 exons. Lineage: Eukaryota; Metazoa; Chordata; Mammalia; Monotremata; Ornithorhynchidae.
GCGCCGAGCCCAGCUGAUGCAACCCUGCGGGCCCCCACGUGAUUGACAGACGGGGGUCCGGUGGGGUGCGGGGCCUGAGGGGCAGCGACGCCAGGGGCAGUUGGGGGGCGGUGGGAGAGGGGGAAGGGAACCCAGCUGGCAGCAGCGGGUCCUGAGACCUGGUCCCGAUCCUCCCUAUUUCCCCUGCACAGAGUGUGCGGGACAAUGGGGGACACGCUCAGCCCCGAGGAGAAGCUGCACCUCAUCACCAGGAACCUGCAGGAGGUUCUUGGGGAAGACAAGCUGAAGGAAAUCCUGAAGGAGCGGGAGCUAAAGGUCUACUGGGGAACAGCUACCACGGGCAAGCCGCAUGUGGCCUAUUUCGUGCCGAUGUCCAAGGUCGCCGAUUUUCUGAAAGCAGGAUGUGAGGUGACGAUUCUAUUUGCUGACCUCCACGCCUACCUGGACAACAUGAAAGCCCCAUGGGAGCUGCUGGAACUGCGCACGUGCUACUACGAGAAUGUGAUCAAAGCCAUGCUGGAGAGCAUCGGGGUCCCCCUGGAGAAACUGAAGUUUGUCCGAGGCACCGACUAUCAGCUCAGCAAGGAAUACACCCUGGAUGUUUAUAGACUUUCCUCUGUGGUCACCCAGCAUGACGCCAAAAAAGCUGGGGCUGAGGUGGUGAAGCAAGUGGAGCAUCCUCUCCUGAGUGGUCUGCUCUACCCAGGACUACAGGCCUUGGACGAGGAGUAUCUGAAAGUGGAUGCCCAGUUUGGAGGUGUGGAUCAGAGGAAAAUCUUCACCUUUGCCGAAAAGUACCUCCCCGCCUUGGGCUACUCGAAGCGAGUCCACCUGAUGAACCCGAUGGUCCCCGGAUUGACUGGCAGCAAAAUGAGCUCUUCCGAAGAGGAGUCCAAGAUCGAUCUCCUAGAUCGGAAGGAGGAUGUGAAGAAGAAGCUGAAGAAAGCCUUCUGUGAACCAGGAAACAUCGAGACCAACGGAGUCCUGUCCUUCAUCAAGCACGUCCUCUUUCCGCUCAAGUCAGAGUUUGUGAUCCUCCGCGAUGAGAAGUGGGGAGGGAACAAGACCUACACGGUUUACCCAGACCUGGAGAAGGACUUUGCGGAUCAGGUGGUGCACCCGGGGGAUCUGAAGAACUCGGUGGAAGUGGCCCUGAACAAGCUCCUGGACCCCAUCCGGGAGAAGUUUAACACACCAGCCCUGAAGAAACUCUCCAGUGCUGCCUACCCCGACCCAUCAAAGCAGAAACCAGUUGCGAAAGGAUCUGGCAAGAAUUCCGAGCCGGAGGAAGUAAUCCCGUCCCGGCUAGAUAUCCGGGUGGGGAAAGUGGUCAGUGUGGAGAAGCACCCGGACGCCGACACCCUCUACCUGGAGAAGAUAGACGUGGGGGAAGCGGAGCCGCGGACGGUGGUCAGUGGCCUGGUGCAGUUUGUGCCCAAGGAGGAGCUACAGGACCGGCUGGUGGUGCUGCUGUGCAACCUGAAACCUCAGAAGAUGAGGGGAGUCGAGUCACAGGGCAUGCUGCUCUGCGCCUCCACAGACGGGGAGAACCGUCAGGUGGAACCCCUGGACCCUCCGCCCGGCUCAUCCCCGGGGGAGCGGGUGUUUGUCGAGGGCUACGAGAACGGCCAGCCGGACGAUGAGCUCAAGCCCAAGAAGAAAGUGUUCGAGAAACUGCAGGCUGACUUUAAGAUCUCAGAGGACUGCGUCGCCCAGUGGAAGCAAACCAACUUCAUAACCAAGCUGGGCUGCGUCUCGUGUCGAUCCCUGAAGGGGGGGAGCAUCAGCUAACGAGCGCGCAGCCUCUCCCUCCACCCCCCCUCCACCUGCUGCCAUCUUGCUGUCUGUUCCUUCUCCCGUCUCCCGUCCACUGGCCCUCCCCUGGCACUGGGACUCCACAUUUGAAUGUCCCAAGUUGAGUUGGAGACACCCCUCUGGCCAGGGGCUCUGAGCAUUACGGUUAUCAGAGGAUGGGGCUCAGCAGGGGCUACCCCGGGGCGGGAGGUUGGGGGGCUUGAUCCAGCCACCUAUCAUCCUGUUGACCCCUUCAGAGGGGCUGACCGGAGGGAACCGGUGGACUCCUCAGCUGACUGAGGAGAUAUCUGAUUUCGGUGUAACUGGGGAAAAAAUUAUAAAACCUAAGAAACACUGUGGAUUUUCAAAUCAGAAAAAUACCCACUCCCGAGCCACCCCCAGAGGAUCCCAGCUUUGCGGCUUGGGCUACGCCUCCGGCUCGGCUCUGGCGUCGGGAGCGAGCUAAUUACAGCUCCUGACCGCUAAAAAGUGGGGCCCGGCAAGGCAGAGAAGGCGGGUCCCUGAAAGAGCGAUUGGAAAAGAUGGCUGUCUCCCAGGAAGAAGAUGGGGGAUCAGGGGAUUCAGUACCCUGGCCCUUCCAUAGCGCUCUGCCUCCAGGUUGGGAGAGGAGAGGUCCUGUUGGUCUCUUUUGACUCAGGGGCUUGUGUCAGCCCCAACUCUGCCUGCUUCCCCUCCCUGAGUCUGGUGUGGAUUCAUAGCCUCAUCGUGGUGUAUUGGAUUUCUUUUAUUAUUUUUUAAGAGGAUGGGAGCCUCCCUCUAAUGCAUCUUAACCUGAAUCAUCCCUGUAAUAAAACAAAAUAAAAGUGUCCAGCCAAGAGCA